Gordionus sp. m RMFG-2023 is the source of this 2670-nucleotide messenger RNA. RefSeq lists its product as uncharacterized. Gene Ontology annotation, molecular function: potassium ion leak channel activity; outward rectifier potassium channel activity. The transcript has 5 exons. Lineage: Eukaryota; Metazoa; Nematomorpha; Gordioida; Chordodea; Parachordodidae. The record is from RefSeq and is a predicted model, not a curated record. Gene Ontology annotation, biological process: potassium ion transmembrane transport; stabilization of membrane potential. Gene Ontology annotation, cellular component: plasma membrane. The coding region runs from base 124 to 2670 and encodes 848 amino acids.
GAGGCCUUUCUAAAAUCAUCCAAUUUUUUUUAGUAGUUAGAUGGAUUUAACUUAAAAAUACUCAUAUACAAUUUAGAAUUGGAUGAUAAUAAACCUGUUAAAUAUUCAAUUUGGAUCUUAAAAAUGUAUUCUAAUGAAAUUGACUCAAAAUUCAAUCAAAUUUAUAAAGAUGGUAUUCACAAGAAUCUACACAAGAAUACUCUUAAUAGGUCGGCAAGCACGCGUAACAAGAAACUGAAUGUGAGUAAAAGAUCUGGGCUUGUGUCUUACACAGAAUUAAAAGCUUCGAAAGAAACUAAAAUAGCUAGUGGAGAUAAAGGAAGACCCAAUAGUAUUUCCAACAUCAAUAAGAUCGAAGAUUCUUUACCUAAAAGAAAAAUUAUAGGUGAGCCACAAAAAAUUCCCAUUUUGUCAAAGAGAAGAACUCUUAUCGAUAUAAAUAAAAAUGAUCCGGGGAUUCAAGAAAGGGAAGACCAAGAUUCGAAUAACAAAAGGGAUAAAUCAGAGUCAACACAAUCUUUCCCCACAUUUUACCCCCUCCUUUUAAAAACAACUACGACUUUAAAGGAUAAGGCCGGUAGGAUAAAAAUGCGACAUUUGACGGAAGAUAUGCAAGAGGAAAUAACAAAUAGUGCCAACAAACAAACAUCGGAAACUCUCGAAAAUUAUAUCUUAGAAAGAAAAACUUUAGAAAAAAAUAAUGGAAGCUCCGAUAAAAAUAUUUUAAGCAAAAUAAAGUCAACAGCCUCUAAUAGACAAAGCUUGAUAACUAUUUUUCCAAAAUUAAUAGCUAAACCUGAAUUGGUCAAAUUUCCUUUUUAUCCGGAAUCAGUGGAACAGAUUCAAUCUAUAUGCGAAACCUCAAUCCCUGUAUCCACUUACCCAAUCUCAAAAAGAAUAUCUAUUCCUAUGAAAUCCAAUGUUAUAAUAGAAAAAUUCGUCACUAGAAGAGCAGCACCUAAUUCUUUUUCGGAACAAAAUUUUGAGUUCAACUCAAAGCAAUCCCUACCCAAAAGACUGAUAUCAAGCAUAUUACACAUAUCCCAAGAUAAAUCUUAUGCUCAAAGUCCUGGCACACUCUCCAACAUCCUAUCCUUCAUAAUCAAAGAGAGAAGCAGUUUUCAGAAAAAACAUAGCACAUGUGUGAGCCUAAAAAACAUAACUAGAACUGACUCACACAUACCAAGUCACUUUAAAAAUGUAGAUGAGACCAUUGAAAGCCUUACAGAUCUCAAAAAUUCUUUUGAUGUCUCAAAUAAAUUUGGGUCUAAGCAAGACCUACAAUUUAAAUAUCUCAACGGUCAUAAUUAUAAAACAGACUCCCCUUGUGAUAAAGGCAAUAUAAAAAUGAAGGUAGAAUCUACCAAUGAUAAAGUUUACAAUACAAAUAUUAACAAUGUAGAAACUCAGUUGGCCAUCUCUAUGCCUGACAGCAAGUUACCAGAAUAUCAAACCGAAGGUAGUCAAGGCCCUUAUUACAAAUUUUUGCAUGGAGUAUCGACUUUCUUAUUUUCUCAUGUGGGGAUAUUGUUACUCUUAUUUUUCUAUACAAUAGUUGGGGCCCUUAUAUUUCAGGCAAUAGAAGGACCGCUUGAAUCGGAAAAUGUUAAUGAAGUUAUUCAUUUCCGAGAAUUGACGGCUCUAGAUUUAGCGAUUCAAAUCAAAGUUACCGGUAUAGAUUAUAUGGAUCUUGAAUACACGAUUGAAAGAACCCUCAAAAAAUUUCAAGAUAAACUCAUAGGCUUCGUAGAACGAGGUUUCGAUGGGCAGGAGGAUAAAAACAUGAAAAAGUGGUCUUUUGCUGGUGCCUUAUUGUACUGUGUCACAGUUAUAACCACAAUAGGAUAUGGAAACAUUGCCCCCAUUUCGAAUUGGGGAAGAAUUUUGACGAUUUUAUAUGCUCUUAUUGGAAUUCCUCUGCUGGUUUUAUUCCUUAGCAACUUCGGAGCUUUACUAGCUGUCACAUUUAAGUGGUUAUGCAAAAAAAUAUCUGAAAAAUUUCGAGGUCCUCAAUUAAGGACAAGAUUAUCAUCAUAUAAUAGCGAAGGUGUUGAAGGAGAGAUUAAAGGAAAUGGAUCCAACAUCGAAAUAAAUUUAGAAAAAGUAAGCAAAGAUUUGGAAACUCGAAUAAAUGAUGCAAUGCACAACCCGAAUGAAAUAAAAAAUUUCGAUAACACAAAGAUUAUCGCGUCUGUAAUAAAUAACGAUGACCUCAGUUCUGAUAAGCAAUCGAUUAAAAAAUUUUCGAAAUUAUCUUCCAUAAAAUCAAAUAAUAAUGAAGUAAUAGAAAAUAAAUUAGAUACUCCAACGAAUGUUACUAUUACAGAAAUAUCUCCUGCAGAUUCUUCCAAAGAUUUUCAAGUUCCAGUUUGGGCAUGCCUUUCUCUAAUGUUUGGUUACCUAUUGUUAGGGUCUUUAUCCUUUUCUGUCUGGGAAGGAUGGGAUGUCAUUACUAGCUUCUAUUUUUGCUUCAUAACCCUUAGCACGAUAGGUUUCGGAGAUAUUGUGCCUGGUGCGGAACUAUUCUCAGCGAGCGCCAUCGAAAAAUUCGUUUUUGUCACUAUCUAUAUCAUUUUUGGUAUGGCUCUUAUGUCAAUGUGUUUUAACCUCAUGCAACAAACUAUAGUAAAAACGCUGAAAAUAUGGGGAAAUCGUAUAGGAUUAUUAUGA